AUGGCGAGAGAUUUCAUCAAACGGUCGUUCGAAUCUCAAACUGGCCUUUUGAAAAAGGGAUUUCAUACUACAACUUCUCAGUUUCUACCAAAGCAUUUGGCUAGCCAAUCUUUUCAUUGUAAACCACAAAUCCACACUAAAAUGGUCAUCAAGACUGACGUUUGUUUGUUCUCUGGUUACAAGAUCUACCCAGGUCACGGAGUUAGAUAUGUUCCUUGUACCAACGUUCAAAGUACUAGACCUGUCUUCACUUUCGUCUCAAAGAAGUCUCUUCAUCUUUUCUUGAUUAGAAGAAAUCCAAGAGAAAUCAGAUGGACUCAACUUUACAGAAGACAACACAAGAAGGGAAGCGUUGAACAACUCAAGAAGAACAAGAAGAGAAGAGUUGCCAGAGUUGAAAGAGGUAUUGCAGGUGCUUCUCUUGAAUUCAUCAAGGCUCAAAAGAAUCAAACUCAACAACAAAGAGAAAAGAUCAGAGCUUCAACAAAGGAGGCUCAAAAGAAGCAAAACAAGACUGAGCAAUCCGGAAGAAAGGAACAACAAAAGGCCCAGAAGCAAAUGAUGAAGGCUCAAAUGCGAAGCAAGAACGUUAAGGCUCCAACUGCCACUUCCAAGUAA
Naegleria lovaniensis is the source of this 618-nucleotide messenger RNA. RefSeq lists its product as uncharacterized. The record is from RefSeq and is a predicted model, not a curated record. Gene Ontology annotation, cellular component: cytosolic large ribosomal subunit. Gene Ontology annotation, molecular function: mRNA binding; structural constituent of ribosome. The transcript has 3 exons. Lineage: Eukaryota; Heterolobosea; Eutetramitea; Acrasida; Naegleriidae. Gene Ontology annotation, biological process: cytoplasmic translation. The coding region runs from base 1 to 618 and encodes 205 amino acids.